GUCUACCCUCCCAUAACCCCUAAAACCCCAUCGCCCUGAAAACAGAUUCGGACACAGAGCAUCGCCACCGAGCCAUUUGUAAACGCGAAACCAAAAUGGUCGGACCUCUGGUUCGUGCUCUCUGGUCCACCACCAGAAAAUCCAUCUCCUCCUCCGCCUACCACUCCCCGUCUUCAUAUCUCAAACCAUUCAUACAUGCACGCGCCGCAGGCAUCUCACGCUCCUUCUCCGUCGCCACAGCAGCAGCUGCUGCCACCGCGACUGCUCCUGGCGGCGCGCUGGAUCCUAAUCGGCUCCGCAACGUAGCGGUGAUUGCCCAUGUCGAUCAUGGCAAGACCACUCUUAUGGAUCGUCUACUUCGCCAGUGCGGCUCCGACAUCCCACAUGAACGCGCACUUGACUCCAAUCAGCUUGAGAAGGAGCGUGGAAUCACCAUCGCUUCCAAGAUUACAUGCAUUCCAUGGAAGGAAAAUGAGCUAAACAUGGUUGAUACACCUGGACACGCAGAUUUUGGUGGUGAGGUGGAGCGAGUUGUUGGCAUGGUUGAAGGAGCCAUAUUAGUUGUGGAUGCUGGUGAAGGGCCACUUGCACAAACAAAAUUUGUUCUAGCUAAAGCAUUAAGAUAUGGUUUAAGACCAAUUCUACUUUUAAACAAAGUAGAUAGACCUUCAGUUAGUGAGGAGAGGUGUGAUGAAGUUGAGAGCUUGGUAUUCGAUCUCUUUGCAAACCUUGGUGCAACAGAGGAGCAACUUGACUUCCCAGUUUUAUAUGCUUCUGCUAAAGAAGGUUGGGCUUCAUUAACAUACACCAAGAAUCCUCCAGAUGAUGCCAAGAAUAUGUCUUCAUUGCUUGAUGCAAUUGUCAAAUAUGUCCCUCCACCAACUGCAAGCCUUGAUGAACCUUUCCAGAUGCUGGUUUCGAUGAUGGAAAAAGAUGAUUAUGUGGGACGUAUCUUGACUGGGCGUAUUACAUCUGGUGUUAUCCGUAUCAAUGACAGAGUUCAUGGGCUACGUGACACAGACUCUGGUGUCAUAAAAAUUGAAGAAGGAAAAGUUGUGAAGCUAAGAAAAAACAAAGGAAUGAUUUCAUUUGAUGUUGAAUGUGCUGGAGCUGGUGAUAUUAUAUCAAUGGCAGGAUUAAAGAGUCCAUCAAUUGGGCAUACAAUAGCAAAUGUUGAGGUAAUGACUGCAUUGCCCACUGUUGAAUUGGAUCCUCCAACCAUUUCCAUGACUUUUGGUGUCAAUGAUUCUCCUUUAGCUGGACUUGAUGGUUCUCAAUUAACUGGAGGAAAGAUUGGUGAUAGAUUAUUGGCUGAAGCAGAAACAAACUUAGCAAUAAAUGUAAUCCCUGGUUUAGCAGAAUCAUAUGAGGUUCAAGGAAGAGGAGAACUUCAAUUAGGCAUCUUGCUUGAGAAUAUGAGGCGUGAAAAUUUUGAGCUUUCUGUAUCUCCUCCAAGAGUUAUGUACAAGAUUGAGAAAGGUGUGAAGCUAGAGCCAAUUGAGGAAGUAACGAUUGAGGUGAAUGAAGAGCAUGUGGGAAUGGUGAUGGAAGCGCUUUCUCACAGGCGAGCUGAGGUUACUGACAUGGGCCCUGUUGCAGGCAACUUUGGCAGGACUAGAAUGACAUUAACUUGUCCUUCAAGGGGGCUGGUUGGUUACAGAAGCGUGUUCAGCAGUGACACACGUGGCACAGGAUUUAUGCAUCGUGCAUUCAUGGCUUAUGAAAAAUAUCGGGGCCCACUUGGAAACGUCAGGAAAGGAGUGUUGGUAUCAUGUGCACGUGGAACAGUGACAUCUUAUGCCUUGAUGAGUUUGGAACCACGUGGAACACUUUUUGUGAGUCCUGGAGUUGAGGCAUAUGAUGGGAUGAUUGUUGGUGAACAUUCACGAGAUACAGAUCUUGAUGUUAAUCCUGUAAGAAACAAGGAACUUACAAAUAUAAGAUCAGCCGGAAAGGACGAGAAUGUCAAAUUGUCACCUCCUCGUAGAAUGACACUUGAAGAGGCUAUAGGCUAUGUGGCAUCUGAUGAGCUAAUUGAGGUAACACCACAUCAUAUCCGGUUAAGAAAGAGAUACUUGGAUUCUAACAAGCGUAAAACAAUGAGUAAAAGGCCCAAGGAGUGAAAAGAAUCCGUUCGUAUACUCAUGAGAUGCAUUUAAAUGGAUAAUUUUGUUAUUUCAAAUUUAAUUAUAGAUCACGAGGAGAAUUACUGUAUAAUCAUUUUUGAAAAAUAAUUAUAAGACAGCAGAGAUAAAAGGUGGUUUUUCAUGCGCACCUAAAAAGAAAUGUUCUAGCUCAGAUAUAAUACAGGUAUAUCAUAUGCACUUGUAACGUUCAACAACAUAAGUCUCUAAUAUUUUUAUAAUUUGUACUUCA
Molecule: messenger RNA, 2376 nt
Organism: Lactuca sativa (garden lettuce)
Lineage: Eukaryota; Viridiplantae; Streptophyta; Magnoliopsida; Asterales; Asteraceae
Product: elongation factor family protein
Cellular component (GO): cytosol; ribonucleoprotein complex
Molecular function (GO): GTP binding; GTPase activity
Source: RefSeq, a predicted model, not a curated record